AUGGUGGGAAAAGUGUGUUUAACUUUUUUAUUUGUGACGAUCCUGGCGGCGGUGUUGGAUGGCCAGACAUUGGGAGGGCCCAUGCAUGGUAAAGUCGUGGUCUGCUAUGUAGCCACCUGGGCUGUUUAUAGGCCAGGCGCCGGAAAGUUCGAGCAAAGUGACCUAGAACCAUCGCUCUGUACUCACCUCGUAUAUUCUUUCGCUGGGCUUAACGAGAACACAAACAGCAUCAAGAGCUUAGACCCAUGGCAGGACCUCGAAGACAACUAUGGAAGAGCAGGGUACAAACGGAUGGUGGCACUCAAGGAGAGAUACCCACACCUAAAAGUGACUUUAGCUAUCGGAGGCUGGAACGAAGGUUCUAUAAAAUAUUCCAAGAUGGCCGCUUCAGCGGAGACAAGGUCGAAAUUUGUGCAGAGUGUUUUAUUCUUUUUGGAUAAAUAUAACUUCGAUGGCUUGGACCUUGAUUGGGAGUAUCCGGCGAAGAGGGACGGAAGACCAGAAGAUAAAGCCAACUACGUUUCAUUGGUUAAGGAUCUAAAAGAGGCUUUCGAGCCAAAAGGCUACAUCCUAACAGCGGCUCUUGGUGCUGGAAAGGAAACCAUGGACGCAGCAUACGACUUGUCCAAGCUGAGUCGUUAUCUGGACUUCAUCCACAUGAUGUGUUACGACUACCAUGGGACAUGGGACGGAGUGGUAGGGGCCAAUGCACCGCUCAGGGGAACAAAUGACCAAGACUUCCUCAGUUUGGAAUACACAAUCAAGUACAUGCUUUCUCAUGGCGUAAGCCCAUACAAGAUGGUGUUGGGGCUUCCGAUGUACGGCCGCAACUUCAUCCUGGAGAACCCUGGGGUCAAGAAGAUACUCUUUGGUGUGACGACUGCUAAAAGCCAAGGUUUCGCUGGGCCGUUCACGAAGGAAGCCGGUUUUAUGGGAUAUAAUGAAAUAUGUUCGGAGACCACGAAUACAUCCUCCGGUUGGACUCAGCACUGGCACGAGCAAACCGCAACGCCAUAUUUGCGGGAUGGUGGACGCGUCGUAACUUACGACAACGCGAGAUCAAUUGCUAUAAAAGUGAAACUAGCCAUAGACUACGGCCUCGGAGGUUUGAUGGUGUGGAGUAUAGACACGGAUGACUUCCGCGGAGCCUGUGACAGCGAGAAAGAUGCCUACGUUGAUUUCGUCGAGAGAUAUAACAAAAUCGUAGAUGAACCUAUACUGCAGGACGCUUUGAAGACCCUCAACUUACCUGAUGCCAAUCGCAUAGAAAACCUAAGCAGACGUACAGCAUACGUCGUGUCGAACGGUCGCUUACACCUCCGGCUACCAGAAGAACAAUACUCCAACUACAAUCUCAUGAGGACCAUAAAUGAGGCGACUUUAAUCGCUUUAGAAGAAAAGAGAAUCCUGGACGAAAUAACAUUAGUGACGAAGAAGAAUGAAAUUAAAGACGACGACGCGCCUGUUAAAUUAAAGGACUACCUGAUAGCUACUCUCACCAGCUUACUCUCACCUGACAGCCGCUCUGCACAUCAGCAUAAUAACCUCUGGAGCGAGCUGCACAGCUAA
Messenger RNA from Leptosia nina, 1569 nucleotides. NCBI's taxonomy places the organism in Eukaryota, Metazoa, Arthropoda, Insecta, Lepidoptera, Pieridae. The record is from the annotation of a GenBank genome assembly.